Molecule: messenger RNA, 486 nt
Organism: Phaeodactylum tricornutum CCAP 1055/1
Lineage: Eukaryota; Bacillariophyta; Bacillariophyceae; Surirellales; Neidiaceae
Exons: 1
Coding region: 1-486 (161 amino acids)
Source: RefSeq, a predicted model, not a curated record
AUGCCCAUGCGUAAAAUUGACGGCGACGAGUUCGUUCGCCGAGCCCCAUUGCGCGACGCGAGCUUUGAUCGACAAGCUCCGCUACGCAACAACAGUCUCACGCAGAUGCUGCAGCAAGGUCGUAGACUGCAAGAAGAAAGACAGAAUCAGGAAAAGGAAGAGACCCCGUCUAGAGGCGGCAGCGUCUCGUUCGAAGUUGACUACGGCUACGAUGUUGAUGUGGUGGAACCGCGAACCAAGAAGCGACGGUUUGAACGGCGAAACUCAAAAACACCUGCAAUGCUUCUCGCUAUGAGUACAGCUGCCUCUGCUUUGCCUCAGCUCGACUUUCUCGAUGAAGACAAUGACGACCUAAACGAAGCGAGCAAGCCCCAGUUCUCGUACGUUGAUGAUGACGAUGACGAAAGCACGUGGGGUGGUGGCCUCGACAUCGCCGAGCAGUUGGUAUCCCAGCUCAAGCAGCGUCGAAGCCGCAUGCGCCUUUGA